Messenger RNA from Anoplopoma fimbria (sablefish), 2274 nucleotides. It is a transcript of the gene alkbh3, whose product is annotated as alkB homolog 3, alpha-ketoglutarate dependent dioxygenase. The transcript has 10 exons. Bases 114 to 1010 code for a protein of 298 amino acids. Gene Ontology annotation, molecular function: dioxygenase activity. Gene Ontology annotation, biological process: DNA alkylation repair; DNA repair. Gene Ontology annotation, cellular component: nucleus. NCBI's taxonomy places the organism in Eukaryota, Metazoa, Chordata, Actinopteri, Perciformes, Anoplopomatidae. The record is from RefSeq and is a predicted model, not a curated record.
UUGUAACACCCUUGCCAUGGCUGUCACACGUCUCCACUCAUGUAAAGAAACAUUAUUCUUUUGUCUCUUUUAGCUUUGGUGUUGCGUUUUAGCAGCCGUUUUGAUGUAAUGUGAUGUCAGAUAAACGUCAGCGUGCCAGAGUCCAGGGCUCAUGGGCCAAACAACUGCCAAAACACCCUGGACCAACAGGUGCCGUCCCAAACAACCCACAACCAAAAAAUGUCAACCCAGCCCCUAGUUCUUGGGGAUGUGGGCCUGAGAAAACCCCUAAGACAUUUGAGUUUCAUCAGCCCACCAAGUCAGUUAGAGAUGUUCCACCAGUGAAGGUGAUAGAGCAGGCAGGUAUUCACGAGAUCAGCCUUGGACCAUCAGGCGUGUCCAGACUGCGGCUGCUGCCUGGGUUUCUUCCCCCAGAAGAGGCUGACUGGAUGUUCAGUAAGCUGUUGGCAGAGCUUCCCUGGUCCCAGAAGACCAACUACAGACAGGGUGAUGCGUACGAGGAGCCCAGACUGACCUGCUGGUACGGAGAGCUGCCCUACACAUACGCCCACUCCACCAUGGCUGCAAACGAACAGUGGCAUCCGUUGCUGUUACCCCUCCGCGAGGCCGUGGAGCAGGCGAGCGGAUGCAGCUUCAACUCUCUGCUGUGUAACCUGUAUCGGGACGGCCACGACAGCAUCGGCUGGCACAGCGACGACGAGGCCUCUCUGGGAAACAAACCCACCAUCGCCUCCAUCAGUCUGGGCGACACCAGAGUGUUCGGCCUCCGCAAGCAGCCUCCACCGGAGGAGAAUGGUGACUACACUUAUGUGGAGCAGAUUCGGGUUCCUCUCAGUCACGGGACACUUCUGGUGAUGGACGGAGCGACGCAAGACGAUUGGCAGCAUCAAGUGGCUAAAGAGUACCAUGACCGAGGCCCACGCAUCAACCUGACCUUCAGAACCAUGUACCCAGAGCCGGAGGGCCACAGGCCGGGCACCAAGCUACGAUUUACAUCCAAGCAACCAUAAAUCUCCCCUCAGAGACAGGUACUGGCUGCAAGGCUGAGGAGACGGUUGUCUAGUGGCUCUGCAUUUAAAACACUGAUCAACACGAUGUUAGAUCUGAUGUUUGGAGUGUGAACUUUGACCUUUUCAGUGAGUUUGCAAGCGAUUUCAGUAGAUUGUAACAAGUCUUGUAAACACAUCGGUCGGUUACAGACCACAAUAUGAAUAACGGCUUCUUCCAAGUUAAACAGGGAGAUAUUUUAGCUCUGCCUUAAUUAAUGUAUGAACCAUAAUGACUCUGCAAAAUGACUCUGCAGACGUGAUCAGUGGAGAUAAUCAGAUAUCGGUGUUUUCAGACAAGCCAAACAGAAGAAGUUUAGCACAGUUGCUUCGGUUUAUCUCAGUUCAUUUGCUACAGUCUUUGGCUGGUAUGCCAAACUUUAAUUUUGGCUCAAAUGAGUUGUCAUGAAAAGUGUCUUUUAUGAGAGACUGUACAUUGACUGUACGGGAAGUCACUGACUCACUUUGUUUAUCUCAAGGAGCUUUUUUGGAGAAAACACAUUUGCUGUAUAAAUGGGAAGGAACAAGUAAAGUGGCCACUUAGAGGCCAAUUACAGCUCCAUCAGGACUGGAACUAGUUUAUUAUCCUGUUGUUAAAGAUUUGUCUGAUCAGUCUCUCAAAGAGGUAAUGCAGCUUUUUGCACAGUUCAACUUUCAACUUUUGUUAACAAAACAAGUCAAAACAGUGGCAUACCCAUUUUAAUUUUGAAGUUGUUGAUUUUUGCAUUGGUUGUUUUUCACUAAACUUUGUCAUUUAUCAAAAGACAUCAACCCAUGCAAACUAAAUAUACAUAUGCUCAAAGCACCUGGAGACAUUAAAACAAAAAACAAGUUCACAUAGCGACAGAUGCUACGGCUACAUGCUAACUAUAUCUGGCAUCCAGUGGUAAAGAAACAGAAGAAUCCCACAGACAUAAAAAGGAGCUUAAAUGGCCCUGAAAUAAAAAUAAUAAACUUAAGAAAGGGAACAACUUAACAUUGUUCCUGACAAAGUCACAGACAGUUAAAACGUAAAGUGAGUAGUUGAUUUAAAGUUAUAGCUUUUUGGUUUUUGCAUAUACCUCCCUGCAUUAGUUCCAUGUUUAUUUUGUUCAAACAUACUACUUAAAAUUUUGUUCAUACACACUACUUUAACCGCCCACAUAAUGGGAUAUUCUGUUUAUCUUGUAAUGCUAAAGAGACACCAUAGAUGCAAUUGAUUGCUGUUGUUCUGAAAUAAAGAAAUACA